This is a messenger RNA of Lolium rigidum, 4127 nucleotides long. RefSeq lists its product as uncharacterized. The record is from RefSeq and is a predicted model, not a curated record. The coding region runs from base 358 to 3906 and encodes 1182 amino acids. Lineage: Eukaryota; Viridiplantae; Streptophyta; Magnoliopsida; Poales; Poaceae. The transcript has 3 exons.
CCGCCCUCCGCCCUCCUCCAUUUUCGCCGAUCCAGAUACUCCGGUCGGGGGGCCGACGAGCAGGAGCGGAAGGGCGGCGGAGAAACGCCGGCGACGACGGCGCAGGUACCUGCAGAGAGCCACAGGUUUGGACGCUGGGAUCAGUAGACUUUCCUUUCUGAAAUUGGAAUGCGCAGUUUAACGAGCCCAUUUCUCAGGGCCUGAUGCAUUCAAGGUUCUUUAGCAUAUGUUUGAGACGUUGAUUGAGAUUGUGUGCAUCCGUUAUCUGCUAUAAAGCUUGAGUCAGAGGAUACUCAUUUCUAGUGGAUAACACUUCACGACUUCGCGUGGCUUCUGUAUAUUGUUUUGGCAGAGAUCAUGGAGUGCAACAGAGAAGAGGCCUUGAGGGCUAGGGAAAUUGCUGUACAGAAGUUGGGAAAGAGAGACUUCAUUGGUGCCCAAAAGUUUGCACUUAAAGCUCAAGUGCUGUUUCCCGAGCUUGAGAAUAUAUCUCAGGUGUUAAAUGUCUGCAAUGUACAUUGUGCAGCAGAGACAAGGGUGAAUGGAGAGAUGGACUGGUAUGCAAUCCUUCAAGUGGAGCCAACAGCAGAUCAUGCUAACAUAAGAAAGCAAUACCUCAAGCUUGCCUUUUCACUCCAUCCUGAUAAAAACUGUUUUCAUGGUGCUGAAGAUGCUUUCAAGUUGGUAGGCGAUGCUCAUAAAAUACUGUGUGAUCAAACAACACGAUCUCAAUAUGACAUCAGAAGGCAGAAUGCUUCCAAGAAAGCGCCAACGCAAGCUACACAGCAACAGAAGAAGAGUGACACAAGUAAACAGAACGUUCCUGGAUAUGUACUGACCUUUUGGACCAUAUGCUCCCAUUGUCAGGUGCGGUAUCAGUACCACAUCCGUGUCUUGAAUACUCUGAUCCGAUGUAUGAACUGUGGAAAUAAUUUCUUUACAUACAAAUUAGAGGAACAGUAUGUGUCAACUUCAUCGGGUGUAUACACUAGUUCUCAAGUUCCAGCAAAGACGUUUCCAAGUCAACAAGGCCGGCCUGUGAAGCUUCCUUCUGCACAGGGGACCACAGAUGUGAAACCAAGAGUAAAUGUUGCCCGAUGUAAUGAAUACAUGAAAGGGUUUAGCAUUCCAAGCACGAACCAGAAAGCUAAUCAGUCAAGAACAGCAAGGGGGACAAGUCAUUUUCCAGCAAUGAAUAAAGAUAAACCUUCCGUACCACCGGCUGCAAAUGAGCAUAUGGGUGGAUGGUCAAUACCAGAUCCUGCUAAUCCAGACAUCAUUGGGAGACAGAAGUCAUGCACAGAAGAGGCAUCUGCAGCUCCAAAUGCUAUGAAUAUCCCAGGUCCUGUGAAGCUUUCAUCUACAGGUGCAAACUCAUAUAUGAAAGCAAGGAUUAAUGUGGCACAAUGUGAUAUAGAUGGGCAUGGUAGUGCUGGUGGUGAGAAGGAAGCUAACCGGUCAGAUAGUAAGAGGGGCAAUGUUGAUAUUCCAGCAACAAAUACAAGUAAUUUUUCUGCCCAAACUGCACACAGGAACACAGGUGUGGGAGGCAUGCCAGGUCCUGCUGAUCUAAAUGUUGUUGAUAGAAAGAACUUAGGUAAAGAAGAUGUAUCUGCAGUGCAAAAUGCUGCGGAAUCCCCCAGUAUCCGGAGAUCAGCUAGGAGAAAGCAAGAUGCUGAUGGCAGCAGUAGCAUGAACUCUAAUAGCAAAAAGAAGCAAAGGAAGAAUGAUUUUCCAUCUAAUGCUGACUUGAAUUUGAAGCAAAUCUUUGAUGAUAACGUCUCUAAUGCUGUGAGGCAGUCAGUUCCAUCUAACGUGCCCAGCAAAGUAGACAUCCAAGCGAAAGCUAAAACUGCUAGGAAAAAGCAAGGUGCUGAUGGCAGCAGUAGCCUGAACUCUAAUAGCAAAAACAAGCAAAUGAAGAAUGAUUUUCCAUCUAAUGCUGACUUGAAUUUGAAGCAAAUCUUUGAUGAGAACGCCUCUAAUGCUGUGAGGCAGUCAGUUCCAUCUAUCGUGCCCAGCAAAGUAGACAUCCAAGCGAAAGCUAAAACUGCUAGGAAAAAGCAAGGCGCUGAUGGCUGCAGCAGCCUGAACUCUAAUAGCAAAAUGAAGCAAAGGAAUGAUUUUCCAUCUAACCCUGACUUGAAUGCUGCGAGGCAAUCAGUUCCAUCUAACAUGCCCAGCAAAGUAGACGUCCAAGAGAAUGCUAAAUCUACAGAUAUAGGUGAUCAGGACAAUAUGGAGGCAGAAGUAACAGAUACUGUUGGCCAGGAUCAACCUUGCUAUUCUGAGAAGCUUUUUUUCCCUGAUGCAGAUUUUUUUGAUUUUGAGAAACUGAGGGAAGUUUAUCUGUUUGCAGUUGGUCAGAUCUGGGCCAUUUAUGAUAACCUUGAUGGCAUGCCAAGAUAUUAUGCUAGAAUAAAAAGGUUUGAUGCCUCCAACUUUAAAGUUCAUCUCACUUGGCUGGAGCAUGUUGCAGCGAAUGAAUCAGAAGAUAAAUGGACUGAUGAAGAACUGCCUGUUGCUUGUGGAAGCUUUAGCUUAGGAGCAACAGAAACAUCACAAGACAGGCUCAUGUUUUCGCAUAUUGUUUCAUGGACAAAAGGCAAAAAAAGGAACUAUGACAUACAUCCAGGCAAGGGUGAAAUAUGGGCCCUUUAUAAGGGAUGGAGCAUGCAGUGGGUAUCAGAUGCAGAUAGCCAUAGAUCCUAUGAAUAUGAAGUCGUCGAAGUCCUUUCAAAUUUCUCGUUUAGUGCUGGUGUUACGGUUGCCCCAUUGGUCAGGAUUAAAGGCUUUGUGAGUUUAUUUGCGACAGCUAAGGAUAAAUCCGAAUUUGUGGUAGCACCAAGUGAGCUACUUAGUUUUUCUCACAGCAUCCCGUUUCAUAGGACAGAUGGGAGUGAGAAAGUUGGUGUCCCAGGAGGGUUGCUGCAACUUGACCCUGCAUGUCUCCCCGUGGACCUGGAUGCAGCAUUUUCUUCUGUUACUCUGGACUCUUGCAUGUUUCCUGACAAGAAAAAGGGCAGCACAUUCAUUGAUUUGAGCACUCGAGACUCUUGCAUAUCUCCUGACAAGAAAGAGGGCAGUACGUUCGUUGAUUUGAGCACCGACAGUCCAAGCAGUAGUGGGAAACAUGAAGAUAUUUCUUGUGAGCAGAACACAUGCUUGCAGAAAAUUCCCCAUGGUCCUAAUGCUUUAGAUGACCUUUCUCAGCAAAAAUGCCCCUCCCUAAGUGUCUAUACAUAUCCUGAUUCUGAAUUCCAUGACUUCGAAGAAUGCCGCUCACGUGAGAAGUUUGAACGUGGACAAAUAUGGGCUUUAUACAGUGAUGUUGACAACUUCCCAAAGUUCUAUGGCUGGAUAAGCAAAGUCGAGCUGGAACCUUUCAAAGUGGAUUUGACAUGGCUUGAAGCUUGUCCUCAAGUUGGGCAGGAGAAACAGUGGUUGGAGGAGAAUAUACCUGUCAGCUGUGGUAAAUUUAAAAUUCGAAACUGGAAAACCAAGUAUGAGACAAAGGAUACUUUCUCUCAUUUGGUAUACACCAGGCAACUUGACGCAUCUUUGCAGAUUGAAAUUCUUCCGCAAGUAGGCCAGAUUUGGGUCAUCUACAUGAACUGGACUCCUGACUGGAUUCCGUCCAGCACUGAUGCUUGUGAAUUUGCUAUCGGUGAGAUCAUUGAGCGCACUGAAGUUAGCACAAAAAUUUCUCUUCUGACUAAAGUCAAAGGUUACACUGCGGUGUUCAAGCCUCGCAAGCCAAAGAGUGUUCUGGAGAUACCUACAAGGGAGAACCUGAAGUUCUCUCACCGCGUACCCUCGUUUCGUCUGGCAGAAGAAAGUGGCGGCAAGCUCCGUGGUUUCUAUGAGCUGGAUGCAGCCUCCGUUCCAGAUGUUUUCCUGUACUAGGGUGCCACAUGACACGCUGAUGCCAAAGCACAAACCCUUCAAAUAGAUUAUGACUAGAACUAUGUCUUAUUCUGCUAUCAGUUUUUCUGGAGUACAUAUAUGCCAGUCAGCUUUAGUCUUAUUGGGAACCAUUCCAACAUGUAGUGGCCUCUGUUACUUGGACCGAUGUCACCAGUGCCAUCAAGUUCAAUUGCGAGUAAUUAUUAUACCCAUUUCUUCAA